AUGGUGAGUUUAGAAGAAGCUGCAAAAAAGGAGGAAGUUGAAGAAGAUGAUGAAAUGGAUGGUUACCCAAGCAAUGAAGAUGAUGACGAUGGAGAUGGGAGUUGCUUGUCACAAGCAUGCCUAGUUGCAAAAGGCUAUCACCAGGAAAUAGUAUACAUGUCUCAACCUACAGGUUUCCAAGAUAAAACCUGCCCAAACCACGUGUGUCUUCUCCACAAGAGUCUGUAUGGCCUCAAACAGGCUCCUCUUGCUUGGUUUGAACACUUUACCUCUUAUUUAUUUACACUAGAAUUUGUUGUGUCCAACGUUGAUCCUUCUUUAUUCAUUCGAUCAGUUAGAUCUUCUCUCACUUACUUACUCCUGUAUGUAGAUGACAUCAUUGUCACUAGCCCCGACUCUUUCUAUAUCUCUCUCCUCAAAACUCAAUUAGCACUUGAAUUCCAAAUAUCUGAUCUUGGUCCCUUAAAAUACUUUCGUGGUCUCGAAAUACAUUCCCUCCCUAAUGACCUAUUUGUCAAUCAAGCCAAAUAUCUCAAUGAUCUUCUUCACACAUCAGGAAUGAUCUCUGUAAAUUCCUGUACCAUACCAAUAUCUUCUUCUCUUGACCUCUACACCACUGCACCACCUUUUAAUGAUCCAUCUUUAUACAACAAACUAGUUGGUUCCUUGCAAUAUCUUACAUUUACUCGUCCUGAUAUUGUUUUCUCCAUAAAUCGUGUUAGCCAAUUCAUGCACAAAUCGACUGUCAUUCACUUCUUGGCAGUCAAACGCAUCCUCCGAUAUUUAUGUGGUACUCCAACUCUUGGAAUAAAUUUUCGCGAAGGUUUGUUCUCUCUUCAAACCUUUUGUGACUCUGAUUGGGCAGGUGAUACUUCUGAUAGACACUUUACCUAUGGAUUCAUUGCCUUCCUUGGCUCUUAUCUAAUCUCCUGGUCUUCUAAAAAGCAACCUCCAAUCUCUCGUUCUUCCACAGAAGCAGAAUAUCGUUCUCUCGUCACUACUACUGCUGAUCUUUACUAG
Cucumis melo (muskmelon) is the source of this 1020-nucleotide messenger RNA. RefSeq lists its product as uncharacterized. NCBI's taxonomy places the organism in Eukaryota, Viridiplantae, Streptophyta, Magnoliopsida, Cucurbitales, Cucurbitaceae. The coding region runs from base 1 to 1020 and encodes 339 amino acids. The transcript is spliced from 4 exons. The record is from RefSeq and is a predicted model, not a curated record.